Molecule: messenger RNA, 495 nt
Organism: Penicillium waksmanii
Lineage: Eukaryota; Fungi; Ascomycota; Eurotiomycetes; Eurotiales; Aspergillaceae
Product: GFA family protein
Exons: 3
Coding region: 1-495 (164 amino acids)
Molecular function (GO): carbon-sulfur lyase activity
Source: RefSeq, a predicted model, not a curated record
AUGCCUAUGAAACUAGACGGAAGCUGCCAAUGCGGCGGCGUGAGAUUCACCCUGCAAUCCAACACUCCUGUUCCAUAUCAACUAUGCGCUUGCAGCAUUUGUCGCAAAGUGGGCGGGCACAUGGGUGCGGUGAAUCUGGGUGGAAUCGCGGAUAGUUUGCGAGUACUUCAGGGCCAGCAUUUGAUCAAGAAGUACAAUGCGAUCAAAGACCGUGGCACUUCGAACGAAGAGCGUUGCUCCUCAGAGCGGAACUUCUGCUCCGAGUGUAGCGCCAUGCUUUGGCUCUGGGACGCUCACUGGCCCGAACUCGUUCACCCUUUUGCUUCGGCCAUUGACACCGACUUGCCCGUGCCAGACGAAAUGGUUUGUAUUAUGAAUGCCUCGAAGCCUAGUUGGGCGAGAUGGCCGGAAGGGAAGAAGGUUGUGUAUGAUGUUUACAAUGGGGAAGUGAGUCUUGAAGGGUGGCAUAAGAAGCAUGGACAUUGGGUCGAGUAG